AUGGCGCGGGCGGCAGACAUUGACCGGCUGGUGGAUCACUACUUGGGCCUCCCCGCGGCGCCCACGCAGCGCCCCAUGCCCCCUGCCGACAGGAGUGGCGCUGGCCCGCAGCCGCAGCGCACAAGCGGCGCCACGGGGCCGCGCUUUGCCAGCGAAGAGGCGCUCGCCUGCGACGCUCGUGACGGGUACGACGAGGAGGAGGAGGUAGAUAUCGAGGCGCUGGUGGAGAGCGUCCUGCGCGGGGAGCCGGACUCCGCGGACGCCGCCGCGCUUUCGCCGCCGCCGCAGUGGGAGAAGGGGAACGAAGAGGAAGAGCAAUCCCCGCCCGUUAGACUUUUCAGGGAGGGGCGUAGUAGUCCUCAGCCGACGCGUUCCACGUCGCUGCGCCGCGGCGGCGUUGAGCGACAGGAGCAUUUGCUUCGCCGCCUGGCGCUGUGGCAGGAGCGACGAGACGCCAAGCACCUGCAGGCUGUCUACGAGGCGCUGCUGCGGGAGCAGGCGGCGUGCCCGUUCGAGCCGCGGGAGUCGCUGGGGCGUGGGGGCAGCAUCGACUGCGAUUUAUCGUGCCGCGUCGCGGAGGUGAGCGGGGCGGACGCUUUUCUGCAGCGGAUGCGCGAGGCGCGGGAGGCGCGGGAGCGGCGCCGGCGCGCGGAGGAUGAGGAGGCCCGCCGCUACAGCGACGCCUCCACGUGGAGGCCGCAGCUGACGGUGCCACGGCCCUUUACGCUGGGAAGGACGCCGCGCAGCGUGGCCGCCGCCGCGGCGAGGCGGGACACCUUCAGGAGGUACGCCGCGGGCAUCCGCACGCAGCUGCAUAACGAGCCGUCGCGGAUUGAGGGCCCUUCGGUCCCCAGCGGGUUGUUUUCUGUUCGCUCCAGCGGGCUGCUGCUGUCGCACUUGCCGCCGCGUGCGGGUUUGCCGUAG
Molecule: messenger RNA, 924 nt
Organism: Trypanosoma conorhini
Lineage: Eukaryota; Euglenozoa; Kinetoplastea; Trypanosomatida; Trypanosomatidae
Exons: 1
Coding region: 1-924 (307 amino acids)
Source: RefSeq, a predicted model, not a curated record